Alternaria hordeiaustralica is the source of this 1839-nucleotide messenger RNA. RefSeq lists its product as uncharacterized. The transcript has 4 exons. Gene Ontology annotation, biological process: response to oxidative stress. Gene Ontology annotation, molecular function: peroxidase activity; heme binding. The record is from RefSeq and is a predicted model, not a curated record. Bases 1 to 1839 code for a protein of 612 amino acids. NCBI's taxonomy places the organism in Eukaryota, Fungi, Ascomycota, Dothideomycetes, Pleosporales, Pleosporaceae.
AUGCGUUACUCCGCCAUCACCCUCGUUGCCCUUACGGCGACAUCAACUUCGGCCUUCUCCCUAUGGCCUCGCCAAAGCUCUAGCUGUCCUUCCGUCUGGACUGCCGUCGCCACCGAGCUUCAAGCCGACUUUGCUGGUUGUGGCGCGGAUGCUCACCAAGCCCUCCGUGCCCCCUUCCACGACUGCAUCAACAAUGGCUGUGACGGCAGUCUCGUUCUCACAGACGAGUGUGGAAGAUCAGAGAACGCCGGUCUUUCAGCUAUCUGCACGAAGCUCAAGGACUGGAGCGACAAGUACCAAGUCAGCGCAGCAGACAUGAUCCAAUUCGCCGGCGCACAAGCAAUCGCCGCGUGCCCGCUCGGCCCCAGAGUGCAAGCACUAGUUGGCCGCAAGGACAGCUCGAACGCUGCGCCUGUCGGAAGUGUACCCAGCAGCCGUGGCACCCUCGAGAGCAUCUUGGGAGCCUUUGCUGCGAAGGGCUUCUCAUCCGACGAUGUCGUUGCUCUCAUGGGUGCGCACAGUGUGGCAGUCCAGUUUCACGACGACCCAUCGCAAGCCGGAAAGGGUCUUGACUCGACACCUUUCCGAUACGACAACACCUUCUACCAAGAGACCAAGGACCGCAAGGCCCCUUACAGUCUCCAAAGCGAUCUUCUCAUGUCGAACUCUUCAGAGACAUCAACCAUCUGGUCCAACUUCGCUGAAGACGCGAACAGCUGGUCUACCGCCUUCACUAGCGCGUGGGACCGAUUCGCCGUCAUUGGAAGCGACGCCAGCAAGCUCCAAGAUUGCUCGAGCUUGGUCCCCAAUGGCUUCGUGACCACGAAGAGGCAGGCGUUCAACAUGGCUUUCACUAAGAAGAUGAGCGCCAAGUUCAGGUUUGGACGAAAGCGCCCAAGUGACAUCAGUCAAGAUAACGCCACUUCUGCUACCGCAAGCACGCGUGGGAAGCGGGCUCGUAAAGAGAUCGUUAACGACAAGUCUCCUCUCCUCAAUCUCCCUGGAGAAUUGAGGAAUCGUAUCUACGGAUACGUUAUAGCCGACACAAAAGAGUACAAGAGUGGCAAAACACGCGACAAGUAUUAUAGGUCAACAUCCAACGCCAGACCCAUCGUCCUGAAGUACACUUCUAUCAAGGCAGCAAAGCGCUACAAGACGGCAAAACAAUGGGUCAGUGCUCAUAGACGACGCCACUACUUUGGUCUUACCCAGGCCUGUCGCUUGCUCCGCCACGAGUUCCGUCCGCUCUACCUCGAAGAACUGUCUUUUGGGAUCAAGUCAGGUCUUGGUCAGUUCCUUGUAAUCUUUGGACACAACGACGAAAUCCAGGCUAUGGGUCACCACAUCUUCAGCAUUAUGAGCAAUUCUCUGCCGCACGAUGGUAUAGACAUCCUAGCUGUCUUGAAGAAGAUGUCUGAUCUCAAGAUGCCACGACUCCUGUUCCGCUACGAGAUUUACUCGGGUCGGGGACCUUGGAACAUCAACGAUCUGUUUCUUACGUUGGUAUCACGCAUGCAUUCUCUUAUAAACCCUGUUGUCGAGGGUUUCGAUCUCACCAGUAUUACGAUCUUCAAGGACCUAGAGUGUCGUGGCUCUGAACAGCGCAGUAAGCCAUCGCUGCGAAUGAACCUGGACAACAAAGACUUUUCCUCGUGGAGCCAAGAGGUGAGAGAGAGCCACAUGAAGACUUUGAUCAGGCAUGCUGGUAUGGAGCAUAUUGAUGGCAUCCGUACAACAGUCUGCUGUGACGGUCGAAGCUAUCUGUGGUAUAUUCCUGGCAUCAUAUACGAUGACUGGCAUGCCUCAGAAAUGCGAUUGCUUUCGGAGGAGACUGACUAG